Messenger RNA from Penicillium cataractarum, 912 nucleotides. RefSeq lists its product as uncharacterized. Lineage: Eukaryota; Fungi; Ascomycota; Eurotiomycetes; Eurotiales; Aspergillaceae. The record is from RefSeq and is a predicted model, not a curated record. The coding region runs from base 1 to 912 and encodes 303 amino acids. The transcript has 2 exons.
AUGGAACUAAACUGGCUAACUGCACGCAAUAACCAUACCUACGAAAAUGGACGCCGCUACUACGGCUUCAAGGGCGAGUUCCCCUUUCCAGACGACAAACAGGCCGCCACAGCACACGGGGCCAUCAGCACCAUCUGGUAUUAUCUUCUAGACGGCAGAAGCUUUAUUGCCCCCAUAAAUUCGGUCCGGAAAAACCACAAAUUUCUCGAAUUCGCUAUCCGCAGCGGCUCCUGGACGAUUGGGGUGCUGCAACGGCAUCAUCCCGCCCCACGCUUAACGGGCAUGGAUCCAACCCCUAUGUUGCCAAAUCUCCGGGAUUUCGUACACCACGACCUUCAAAGUGACUGGUCGUUUACUGCAAAACAGGCGUUUCAUUUGAUCCAUGCGGAGUCGUUAGGCGGGGUGAUUGCCGACUACGAUAAGUUCUAUGCUAAUGCGUUCCGGCAUCUUGUCCCCGGCGGGUGGUUGGAAGUGUGGGGAAACGACUUGCGCUUCUUUACCGACAACGCGCAGGAUGAGACUCGACUGGUAGCGCUGAGGGAGUGGGAAGCCCUGAUGCACGAGGCAGCGACCAAGUUUGGCAAGAGAGUCAACGUGGCAGCCGAGCAGAAGGAGCUGAUGCACUCAGCUGGCUUUGUACAAGUCGAUGAACAGGUAUUCAAGGUGCCCUUUGGCAAGUGGAGUGAUGACCCGACUCUGAAUAGGGUUGGGGAUCACUAUGUGUUCCAGAUGCAGUGCGCGCUGGAGGGAUACACGCUGCGCCUGUUCACCAGGACAUUGGGCUGGUCAAGGGAAGACACUGAUGCCCUGCUUAUUCGGGUUCAGGAGGAACUCAAGCAAGAGGAUCUGCGGCUCUAUUCAUAUUUUCAUCUCGUCAUAGGGCAGAAGCCAGCACAAGCCGCUCGAAAGUAA